This is a messenger RNA of Daucus carota subsp. sativus, 1775 nucleotides long. RefSeq names its product protein neprosin. The record is from RefSeq and is a predicted model, not a curated record. NCBI's taxonomy places the organism in Eukaryota, Viridiplantae, Streptophyta, Magnoliopsida, Apiales, Apiaceae. The transcript has 7 exons. Bases 133 to 1569 code for a protein of 478 amino acids.
CAAGAAAAUUACAUAACAGCUCUUCCCUGAGAGCAGUAUACUUAUUGUCAGAACAUUUACAACAAGGGGUAGAAUAGGGUUUUUGGGUUUUAGGGGUUGGAAAUGGUGAAGCAUUGAAGUAAGUUUCCAAGAAUGGUUAUUCUAUGUUGUGUGGAAAUGCUGGGAGGUGUGCUGCUUCUUCCAUGGCCUAAAAAAGACAAUUUUUUGAGCUAUUCUGAUCACAGAACAAGACAAGACCAAUGCACAGAAACAAAAACAAUUUGUUUGCAAGAAGAAGAAGAAGAAACUGUACAUACUUCUUCUUCAUACAUGGUGUCUUCUUCUAGCUAUUGCAAGAUCUCCCCAGUCAUUUCAUUUCUUGUCUUGUUUCUUUGUGUUAGUUCUUCUGUUCCUCCUGUUUUUUCUUCGAAACCCGAAAAUAUUCAGCAAGGAAAUCAGACAUUGAGAACAGGGAAAGAAGUGCAGAGGUUGAAGCUCAUCAAAGCUCAUCUCAAGAAGAUCAACAAGCCUUCUGUCAAGACAAUUCAGAGCCCAGAUGGAGAUUCGAUAGAAUGUGUGCCAACUCAUCAGCAACCAGCUUUUGAUCAUCCUCAUUUGAAAGGACAAAAACCAUUGGAUCCUCCAGAAAGGGUGCGUAAUGGUUCAGCAGACACGGCGUCGGAAAAUUAUCAGCUGUGGAGCUUUUCUGGAGAAUCAUGUCCAGAAGGAACAGUUCCAAUCAGAAGAACAACUGAACAAGAUGUUCUCAGAGCUAGUUCUGUUCGAAGAUUCGGGCGAAAAUUUCAAAGGCCUAUCAGAAGAGACACUUCCAGCAGUGGCCAUGAGCAUGCAGUUGGAUACGUUACUGGACAACAAUAUUAUGGAGCAAAGGCCAGCAUAAAUGUGUGGUCGCCUCGAGUGGCUAGCCGCUAUGAAUUCAGCUUAUCUCAGAUGUGGGUCAUUUCCGGUUCAUUUGGAAAUGAUCUCAACACCAUUGAAGCUGGUUGGCAGGUUAGCCCAGAACUUUAUGGGGACAGUUAUCCUCGAUUCUUCACUUACUGGACUACGGAUGCAUAUCAAGCAACAGGGUGCUACAAUUUGCUGUGUUCGGGGUUUGUCCAGACCAGCAACAGAAUAGCAAUAGGAGCGGCAAUUUCUCCCAGAUCAUCUUACCGCGGUGGCCAGUUUGAUAUUAGCAUCAUGAUAUGGAAGGACCCGAAGCACGGGAACUGGUGGCUGGAGUUCGGUUCCGGAAUCCUGGUAGGGUACUGGCCAGCACGUUUAUUUACACACCUGAGGAAUCAUGCAAGCAUGGUACAAUACGGAGGUGAAGUUGUGAAUACUAGAAGCUCUGGUUAUCACACGCCCACACAGAUGGGGAGUGGCCAUUUCGCUGGAGAAGGCUUCGGCAGAGCUUCGUAUUUUCGAAAUUUACAGGUGGUGGAUUGGGAUAAUAGCCUGAUUCCGCCGCAGAAUCUUAAGGUUUUGGCUGAUCAUCCGAAUUGUUAUGAUAUACGAGGAGGGAUUAAUCGGGUGUGGGGUCAUUAUUUUUAUUACGGAGGGCCUGGAAGAAAUUCGAGAUGUCCCUGAUUAAGGGGUGGUCUUGGAAUGGUUCUUAUAAUUUUGGUAUCUGUCUUUUCAAGGGGAGCUUGUUUGUUCCUAGAGGCUGAGUUAUUCAUUUCGAUCUAACAUGUAAUCUGUUAAUUAUACGAACUCAUCGAUAUUAUUAUGUACAUUUUGAAAUGUGAAAUACUAGUGAAUAUACUAUCCGGUUUGUGAGCUACUCCGGUUUGAUG